AUGGCGUACGUGGAUCACGCGUUCUCGAUAUCAGACGAGGACAUAAUGAUGGAGUCCUCGUACAUCGACAACCGCCCCCCGAUCAAGGAGAUCGCCCUCGCCGUCUCGCUCCUCGUCUUCGGCGCCCUCGGGAUCGUGCUCGGCGUCGCCAUGGCCGUCAAUAGAGUCGGCGGGGACCGAGCUCACGGGAUAUUUUUUGCUAUACUUGGUGGGAUUCUAUUCCUUCCCGGGUUCUAUUACACAAGGAUUGCGUACUAUGCUUACAAGGGUUACAAAGGUUUCUCCUUUGCCAAUAUACCUGCAGUUUAG
This is a messenger RNA of Striga hermonthica, 309 nucleotides long. The record is from the annotation of a GenBank genome assembly. NCBI's taxonomy places the organism in Eukaryota, Viridiplantae, Streptophyta, Magnoliopsida, Lamiales, Orobanchaceae.